Molecule: messenger RNA, 2727 nt
Organism: Rhagoletis pomonella (apple maggot)
Lineage: Eukaryota; Metazoa; Arthropoda; Insecta; Diptera; Tephritidae
Product: interferon regulatory factor 2-binding protein 1-like
Exons: 4
Coding region: 35-1069 (344 amino acids)
Biological process (GO): regulation of transcription by RNA polymerase II
Cellular component (GO): nucleus
Molecular function (GO): transcription corepressor activity
Source: RefSeq, a predicted model, not a curated record
UGCAAGUUGCUAUGCUGAUUACUUGUACGUGCAUAUGCGGCGUAUCGAACCGGUUGUCGCGUACGCGUCCCUACUUUAUGUGCCGCCCAUGCCACAUCCUGUUGUGCCGUUAGGCAACUCGACGUCACCAGCUUUGUCGUCAUCACAACAACAACAUCCACAACAUGUAGCACUACAACAACAACAACAACAACAUCAACAACUGCCACCUCAAUCUCUAGCACAACACCAGUCAAUAGCACCACCACCUAUGCCACAAUUACCAACAACCGCCUGUUCAGUCAAUCAAUUAGCACAAAGUCCGAUGGCUAAUCUCAUGUCUAUUACAGAGACAUUACCACCGGGUAGUCCACGGAAUGGACCCAGCCCACCGGGACCACCACCGCCGCGCACUGCAUCACGCGGUAGCCAACAUUCACCGAAUAGUUCGGCCGGUUCAUCGUCCGGACGGCGUUCUUCUGGAUCGCGUCACGUUUCGAGCACUACAGUCACCAGCUCAGAAGUGCAGUCAAGUCCAGCGAAUACACAACAAGUUGGUCCGGGUAGUGGCGGCAAUGUUGGUGGAGGCGGCGGCGGCAAUGGCAGCAGCACAGGUGGAGUUAGUGUGAGUAGCGGUGGUGGCGGCAAUGUUGGGGGAAAUAAUGGUCCACUACCACCUGGCGGCAAUGGCGCCGAUGCAAACAGCAACGGCGGCGGUCCGAGCGGAAAUAACAGCAAUGGUCAAGCACCGAGCGGCAUGAAUUCAGCAAACGCAGCAGCAGUUGGUGGAACCUCAGCGUCGAAUGCGGCAGCAGCUGCACAAAAUGCCACACUAAAGUGCACGUUGUGCCAGGAACGGCUGGAAGAUACACACUUUGUGCAGUGUCCGUCGGUUAAUCAUCAUAAAUUCUGUUUUCCUUGCAGUAGAGAGAGCAUCAAGCGGCAAAAUGGUCUCGGCAACGAGGUAUACUGUCCCAGUGGAGACCGCUGCCCAUUAGCAAAUUCGACAAUUCCGUGGGCCUUUAUGCAAGGCGAAAUUACCACCAUACUGGGUGAGGAGGUAAAGGUGAAGAAGGAGCGUGAAUCUUAAUGUCCAUUUUAUUGUAAAAAGCUGCGACGGGCUUUGGAGAAUUUUUAAACAAAAAAAUUAACUGGAAGAAAAAAGGUUUUUUGAGUCAAAACUAGUUGUAUUGAAAUUUUAUGAACAGUUGAAAACUCACAAAGUAAAGCUUGAGAAUGAAGCAAAAGUACAGAAAUAAGCAUAAGUAGAAGUUUAAUAGUUGCGCAGCAGUUUUUCGAGACGGUCAAAUAAAGGUCGAAAGAACAAUCCCAGUUAGAGCAGCCAUAAUUAUGGUCAGUAAAAUAAUACAUACGGAUUCAAAAGAGCCAGUAGAAUGAAUUUAACGAUAAGAAAUGCUUGGCUAAGAGUUUUUAGCAAAAUUUUUGGUGAAGAGAAAAAAAUAAGUCGAGUGGAUGUGUAAUUUAACAGUUUGAUGAAUGGAAACGCUUCAAACUGGCUUUAAAUUGGAAACUUUUAACUGGCUGCUUAGCAUUUUGGACGCAACCACAUCUGUGUGGUGAUGAAAAAGUUGUGAGGGAACUGUUUAUGCGGCGGGGCAAGGGUACAGUUCGAGCCACUUUGAGAGCCCUGCUUUUGUGCUGGCCCUGCAGCAGGCAGGAGCGUAGGUUUUGAACUUUCUUGGUAGUUGCUGUGAUGCAACAAUAUUAAAAAAUAUAUAAAAACGAUAUAAACAAAAAAAAAUAUUGCAAAUUUUCGUGUUAAACAAGGGCAAUCUAAACAAGCUAAAAAUUUGGCAAAAUUAACGAAAGCAGUUUAAGAAGAAACAGGUUGACAUUUUUGUGUGCUCACUAGAGCCGAAAUCCCAGUGCAACACCAGGACACUUAAAAAAAAAAAACUAAAAAAAAAAAUUUUAAUGAAGUUUGUGCUUAUUAGAGUUCUGUUUUAAUUUAUUAUUUCCGUAGUAAAAUUGAAAUUGUUAAGUUUUUCGAAAUUCACGAUUUAAAUUUUUCAGGCGCUCGAAUCAGUUCUUUUGCAAAACGAAAACGCUGCUAGGUUUUGAAAACAUCAUUCAAGUAUAUAGUUAAUUGGAGUAAUGUUUUAAAAAUGUCUUUAAAAGCUUUUUAAAUGAAAAGUUAAUCUAACUUACCCGAUUAAAAGGAUAAAUAAAAAAUUCUAUUUAAAAAAAAUAAGUUAAGUAUUAAGUGUAAAUAUGCCUAAUUUGUAAGAUAACAAAAACUUUUCCUUAAAAGUUGUAUUUGUAGUAACUACAAACCAAUGCAAUUAUAUUUGACUUUUUAUGUGUUUUAGUUGUAGCGUGCUUAUUACAAUGACAAAAAACACAUUUAUGAUUUAUGCUUACAAGAAAAAUAAUAAUUUAAAUAUUAGUUGUAAAUUAAUAUUAGCUUGAGUUAUAACUUAGUUUGAAACUAUACAAACAAAAAAUAUAAGAAAUAUUUUUAGCAAUUAUAUUUGCCAGCUAUUUCGGCAUUUAUGUUACGCAUUGUUGUAUUUGUAAUUUGUAUGUAGUCAUUUAAAUAUGUGUAGUUUGGCAUCAAAAAAACAAAAAUAAAUGAAAAAAAAAAUAAAACAAAAGAAAAUUACAAAAAAUUACUAACGUUUGGCGAGACCAACAAAAUAUUAGCAGUGAUUGUUGUCGGACGUUUACAACGUCAUAACAGAUUUGUCGUCGUGCAUGCAUUUCACCGCAUGUACGCAUACAAAAAAA